This is a messenger RNA of Cantharellus anzutake, 3496 nucleotides long. RefSeq lists its product as uncharacterized. The record is from RefSeq and is a predicted model, not a curated record. Lineage: Eukaryota; Fungi; Basidiomycota; Agaricomycetes; Cantharellales; Hydnaceae. The annotation marks the transcript as partial. Gene Ontology annotation, cellular component: mitochondrion. The transcript has 3 exons.
GCCUUCUUCGGUUUCCUCCAACCACACAUCCAAUAAAUACCUUCCUUGACUCUCACUUCUCCCCUUCACAUCGUUCUCUUCUCUCAUACCUUGCUUUGGCUACAAGUGACAUCAGCGCUCACGAGGACUACCAUAGUCACUACCACGAUUACGACGUCGGCCAACAACCGUUGGCCACGUCCACAGUGUUGCUGCUCUCAUCUCUCUCAUUACCGUGAAUAUUGACCCUUUACCAAUGCCUCAUCCAAAAUAUCAAGGCUACCUCGGGAUCUCAGAGCUGAUGCCAGCGGUGAUGAGCAUAACGGCAAGUUCGACUUCGAUGACAACCCCCACCUCCACUCUUCACGUCCCCCUGCAUUCAGCCUCUUCCUCCAGACCUUUUACACCCGUUAGUCCCUCCAAUCUCGAACAGCUCACACUACGCUCUCAACAAGUCCGGGUUGAAGACACCGAUUAUUUCCAAGAGACCCUCCAUCAUCAUCAUCACCACCACCAUCUCCACAGUGGUUCCUCUGCUCACAUCGGAUCUGAUCCUCUUGAUACUCCUGCUCUUGGAUUUGCAUCUGUGCCUGAAGGUGAAUCUCGUACGACGGCCACAUGCGCAGGGAUAUCCUCGCCUGGCCUAUCCUACUUUCCCCGAUCACCCUCACCUGACGCUCAUGCGCACCCACACGCGGCGAAAGAGCAGUCACAAUUGGGUGACCAAAGCACUAAACUUGAACGCCCCCCAUCCUCACCCCCAUUCUAUUCGGCCUCCGUGCCGGCUCCGGAAUCAUCUCCUGUAGCAACCGUUGAUGUUGGAGAUCACAAUGACGCUAAUAUUAGUGCUUCUCUCUUAUUCGCUUUUGACGAAGAAGAGGAUCGAAGAGCUGAAAUUCGGGCCGAUGCUGAAAGACCUUUCCCUGUUGACCGCGUCGUGUUGAAGGAUGUCGUACAGAGUGUCUUGGGCGUCCAAGUGGCAUAUAUCCAGUUCUUGAGUUCAGGAACUUUCCACAAAGCGUUCCUCGUUCACCUGACGGACCGUCGGGAACUAGUGGCCCGUCUAGCCCGCCGCUUCAUGCCAAAACUCAAGGUCGAAUCAGAAGUGGCAACCAUCAACUAUAUUCACACCCAUGCGCCUCUCGUACCGGUUCCAACGAUUUUUCAUUACGAUUCGAAUCCGUAUAAUAAACUAGGGUACGAAUUCAUCCUAAUGUCUAAAGCUCCCGGUGUCCCUCUUUCGUAUGUUUAUCAUCAUUUGGGGGAAGGGGAGUUGAAGGAGUUCAUGGAGGGAUUGGCGAGGAUCGUUCUUGAGAUCUGGGGCCACCGGUUUCCUAUGAUCGGAUCGUUAUAUCAGAAAGAGGAGGCUUGGGUGGCAGGUAUGGGAAUAGGGAUCGAGGAAAAAGGAAGCGAUAGGAAUAUGGAUAGGGUGCCGGGUUCGCCAGAAUCUAUAUCCAUCCCUUCCCUUUCGUCCUCGAAAGAUACUGCGCCUGAAUUCGGACAUUCGUUCACCCCGCAAACCCCUCUUCUUCCACUUCCUCUUCAGCGGAUCGCUCCGCCACCACCGGUUCUCGUAAUGUCGCCUCCACCCUUGCCACAACAAAUAUCGGCUAUUGAUGAGUCCAGUGCUAUGGUUGAUAAACUCCCACCUACACCCCCAGCUUCAGACUCGAGUCUUUCAUCGAAUGAUUCAUCACCCGUCGCCCCAUUCCUUUCUCUCCCCACUUCUCUACCUCCACCUCUUCCACUCCCGACCGUUAAGCACACCUUUACGCCCGCAUCCCCCUUCUACAUAGGCCCCAUCAUCUCCUGGCCCUUCUUCGGUGAAGGUCGUGGAGAAUUGGACUCCCCGCUUGAAAUCGACAGAGGGCCCUGGAAGUCCGAGGACGAAUAUCUAGAUGCAUGUGCAAGGAGGGAAGUUGAAAGUGUGAGGAGAGAAGGUGAAGGGAUGGAGAGGGGACAUAAACCUCGGUUGAUUCCGGGGAGUAGAAGACGGGCCUGGAGUUCGGCGGUCGUCGAAGCGGAGAGGAGGGGGGUAGGGAGGAGGGAAAGGGAGGGGAGGAGUAAGAGGGGUAAGAUGAAGGGAGGGAGUGAGGAAGGUGUGGUUCAUGGGCCUGUUUCCCCCGUUUCACCUUCACCUAAAAAGAGAAAAGAGGAUGAUGGGUAUACUAGUUCGGAUACGAACAUCUCGUCCGUGAUUUCGUCGGAGAGUGGUGGGUCUUCCGCCUCGAAUGGCGGUUCGGGCUCCGAGAAUGAAGACGACGACGACGACGAUGACGAUGACGAUGACGAUGACGACACGUUCUACUGGGAUUACCGAGCGAGUAUCCGAUCGAGUUUGUUGGUGGCUCAGCAUUCCGCUCGCGUUCAGAGUGUGAUGAAGGAUAUGGAACGGUUUAGGAGGCAUAUGGAGGAUGAGCUGGGGAUGGAUUUGCGUGAGGGGGAAGACGAAUUCGGAGAGUUUGGGUUGGACGUUCAUGACCUUAGUUUGCAUAAUAUUUUUGUGGAUCCGGAGGUUCCGUCGAAGAUUACCUGUAUCAUCGAUUGGGAAUCAACGACGAUUAGGCCUCUUUGGCAUUGUGCUCAUUUACCAGCAUACCUUACACCUUCCACCACGCACCAUUCUUCACAUCAUUCUUCCUCCCAAAAUCUUCAUUCCUCCCAUACCCACUCAUCGUCUCACCAUAGUCACUCCCGCCACCACCACCACCACCACCAUCAUCAUCAUCAUCAUCACUACCCAUCCCCAUCAUACGCCGCCACGCUCUUCCGAGAUGCUAUCCGUUCGCAAGGAGGGCCGCUUGGUGAGUUGUGGCUUCGCGCUGAAUCGGAAAGGGAGAAGUGGAGAGAAGCGCAUAAAUUUUUGGAAUGGGAUGGGUGGGAAGAAGGUUUGUUGGAUAGUGUUAUUGGCCUACCGAGCGUAGAUGAGGGGGAGAGAGAUGGAGAGGAGGAGGAAGGGGACGGAAACGAAAAUGGAGGUCUGAGUGAGAGUCGAAGGGUGACGUUUGGAAACCCGGAUGUAGGACUUACGUUGGUGGGAGUUGGAGCGGGAACUCGUCAUGUAGGAAAGGUUUCGGGUGCUGGACUUGCGAAGCAAAGAGAAGGGGCGAACUCGACGGUGAGGUUCAAAAGUGGGUUUAUUGGCUUGCGGCUUGCGUGAGCGAAGGGCGAAGGGGCGAAAGGCGAAAGGCGAAGGGUGGUCCAAGUUCUAGCUUGUCUGCUUGCUUUGUAGGUGUUCAAAUUCGUCCUCUGCGGGGUAUUUUAAUUUUUUUUCGGGUGCAUGAACGUCCGUCCAACUGGUUUGGUCGUACGCGGUUUCCACUUGUUCAAUUUUGGGUUUGGGCAUCCUUGAUCCUCUUGGGCUCAGUAUCAAAACAUUUUUUUUCUUGUGGUUCAUUCUUCGAUAUUAUAUCGAAACAAUCGGCUUUUACUCUCUUUCAAGCAACUCUUUUUUCGUCCUUUCAUGUUCGCACGUUUAUUUGUUCUAGAAAUAACUUAAUUCACGUCAAUAUUCUCG